Linum tenue is the source of this 852-nucleotide messenger RNA. NCBI's taxonomy places the organism in Eukaryota, Viridiplantae, Streptophyta, Magnoliopsida, Malpighiales, Linaceae. The record is from the annotation of a GenBank genome assembly.
AUGCACCACUACUGCUUCUUCUUCGCUUCCACUUCCACUGCUGGUGGUUAUUAUGAUCACGAUUACCGCAACGAUGCAGCAGCUCUGCUCCAACUCAAAGCCCACUUCGCCAACACUUCUUCUUCCACUUCUAAUCAUCGUCUCUUCCGUAACUGGACCGCUGCCACUGCAGCCGACGUCUGCAGCAACUGGGUCGGCGUCUCAUGCGGUCGUCGCCACAGAAGAGUGACCUCCCUGAAUCUGGCAAACAUGGGGAUACAGGGGACUCUGCCUCCCCACCUUCAAAACCUCUCCUUCUUGGUUUCUCUCGAUCUCAGCGGCAAUCUCUUCCAUGGGGAUUUGCCGAUAUGGUUAUCUAAGUUGAGAAGAUUGAAGAUCAUCAACCUUUCUGAUAACCAAUUUGGAGGUAACAUCCCACCGUCGCUUGGGGAUCUUGGUGGUUUAAGGGUGCUGGAUUUGGAGGGAAACCGGCUUUCAGGUGGGAUACCAACCACAAUCUUCAACGUUUCUUCAUUGGAGAGAUUGAUAUUGGCAAACAAUAGCUUAUCUGGAAGCCUUCCUGAUGAUAUCUGCAAUCAAUUUACGAGAAUUGAGGUGCUAAAUGUUUCUAUAAAUUACCUGGAAGGUCGAAUUCCAUCUGGGUUGGGGAAUUGUGGUGCAUCUCUUAAGAACUUAUCGUUUGCCUAUAAUGGGUUCACUGGAUCGAUUCCGAAGAGCAUCGGGAAUUUGACUGCGCUCGAAGCUCUAUCUCUCUCGUUCACUAACUUAACAGGUGAAAUACCGUACGAGAUCGGUAACCUUCGGAGGUUAGAGAUACUUAAGCAUGCUCAGAGAGUUAUAUUUAGGCAAUAA